Fusarium sp. VM40 is the source of this 921-nucleotide messenger RNA. The record is from the annotation of a GenBank genome assembly. Lineage: Eukaryota; Fungi; Ascomycota; Sordariomycetes; Hypocreales; Nectriaceae.
AUGGACAGUUCAGUCUGUAAAAGCCGACAAGACAACCAGAUCACAUUUAUUUCUACCGGAACCGUCAAGAUCAAGACCGCUAUGAAAGGCCAGCCUAUCACGAAUCGAAACGUAAUCAUGCGUCGAUUGCGAUCGCUUGUCGACUCGCAAUGGUCUGAGGAGCUUCCCAUCGGCGUCUUCCUUAUUUCUCACCCAGAUGGACCGGUUCUUUUCGACACAGGGGAGUCGCCUCACGCCAACGAUCCUGGGUUCAGGCGUUUCUGGAGCCCAAUCAGCAUGUUCAGCAUCACCGAAAUCGACCACGCGGAUGGCAUCGUGCCUCAGCUCAAAGUUCACGGAGUUGAGCCCAGAGACCUCCAGGCCAUUAUUCUUAGUCAUUUACAUGGUGACCAUGCUGGAGGUCUUCUAGAACUAGUUACUGCAGCGCCGGAUGUCCCCGUGUAUGUAAGCCAAGAUCAUUGGGCUGCAUUUGGGAGUAGCCCCGUGUUCGCCACCAUGCAGGGCUGCAACCCGGAUCGUUGGCCGAAGCCAUUUAACCCCCGUCUCUAUACGUUCUCUGAUGGACGUAUCGGUCCAUGGAAGCACUCUUCAAAUAUUACCUCCGAUGGACGUAUCAUCGUCGUUCCCACGCCUGGGCAUGUUCCGGGGCAUGUUUCAUUGAUAGUGCGUGGAGUUAGCCCUGUUGGAACCGAAACGACCUACCUUUUGCCGGGCGACGCUACGUAUAGCAUCGAUUUACUAGACAAGGAGGAGCCAGACGGAAUCAAUGACGAUCCUUUGGGCGCUCUGCAGAGCUUGAAACUAAUCAAGCAAUACGCGGCGCAGGUUGAACUGGUGGUUUUGCCGAGUCAUGAUCCAAAAACGCCUAAAUUACUCGCAGACCGGGCGGUAUACGUUCCCAAGCCUACGACUGUCGCCUGA